AUGUCCGUGGGAUUUCCCUAUUACCGGCCUACCACCCCUCCUGCGGUUACCUUUCAGGGGCAGGUUGGACCAGCCCAUAAUCGCAACGCAUCCGACUCUUCUGUGUACUCCAACGAUUCAUCUCCUUGGUCUGCUAUCACUUCGACGACAAGUCCAACGGUGGAUUCUCCUCCGCGGUACCACCACGGACCUGCUCUUCUCCCGAAGAUCAGGUCCCAGGAUGUGGUCAUUGAGCCUCCACCUACUGCCGGACCACAGCGUCAUCGUCGGGUGCUAUCCAAUACUCGUAACCCUCCGGGGUUCCUCCCGUAUCCACCCAGACGCCAAUCCAUUCAGCGCAAUGUUGUUGAGGCAUCAGACCGGUUUGCUGCAGCCUCCUCUGUGCAGAACUCCCCUACCUAUGCCUCCUACAAUGGCUCAACACUAUCUUCCCCCGUGAGCAUCAAGUCCUCGCACAAACGCAGGGAGUCUGGAGGGCAUUCUCGAUCUGGAUCUGCCUCUAGUAUUGACGAGGAGAUAUUGAACCGAUAUGGGUAUCCAACUUACCGGCAGCUUCCAAAAUAUACUACGCAACCCCAACCUUCUCCUACCGCACCUGCCACCCCUGAUAUCGUAGUCUACCCCCCUCAUCUACGCUCCUCGCCUGCGGAGCCUUUAGGAAGCAAAGCCCAAGAACCCGCUAUCCGAACGUCUCUUGCACUUCCACCAACGCCCUACAGAUAUGCACAGGCUUUAAGUGGUGCUCAGGGGUCGUCCACUGUUGGACUUGCCUAUCCAAACCUGGCGGCUGGCCCUCACUCAACUACUCUUCUUUCGUAUUUGACGGGUCAAACGCAAGCAAUUAAUUUGGUCCGCAAUCUCAGCGUGGUGCCCACCCGCGGCUUACAUGAUUAUUUUUGGUGGGAUAUCCGCAACCUGCGGAGCUGGAGCUCGUUUUCUCUGCCCACAUUCAAUUCAAUCAACGGGCUUACAAAGCUUCUGAAGACCACAAUCCCCUCCCAGCUGACACCGCCAACGGUGGUGCCCAGCUCCAAAUUGUCGCCAGACUCCGAAACCGCCCUGAUCAAUCUCAUCCAAGACAUCUACGCGCCUCGAGUGAAUGCUGCUCUGGCAGUAUCUCAAGGACCAGACCAUCUAUCUCUUUACACUGCCCCGGUUCCACACACCCCCAGCAGCAAGAACUAUGGCGGGCCCCACUUCCUCGCAAACUAUGCCUCCGACACCGAACAAACCAGCUCUGGCUUACCUCGCGGACGCCUAGUUGGAAUUGCCAAGAGCUUCGACCGCUGGAACACGGGGAUGCGCAACGAAGCGCCUCAUCGACGGGUCGAGUACCUAAACGGACUCGCUCACCUGCAGCGGUGCAUUCGCGAACACUCGUGCCGGUACGGAUUCAUCAUUACUGAGAUCGAGCUCGUCUGUGUCCGAGCCGGAUGCGACGAGGGCGAUGAUGUCCCCUAUUUCGGCUUCCUGGAGCUUUCCACGCCCAUACCAACGAAUAUCGCGGCGCACACAGCUCGAACCGAGAAUUGCUCCGCGCUUUAUGCUUCUCCUAACUCUCCUACUCCCUCCGUUGACAGCUCCUUCGGGAGCCAAUCUCCGCUACAGGAGAACUAUCCCGUUCCAGCCUCGGAGGCACUCAACGUGCCAAUGACCGCUAGUCUAGCCCUAUACUUCCUCCUGAUGCUCUCCAAGUCCGUACCACUCCCAUCGCAGCCUUCCUGUCAUCUCAACGUCGGAGGACCCGGUGCGCUCACCCGACAACGCACCCUUCCCGAGGGUAAGGACAAAUGGAUCCCGGAGCCCCAGAUAGGAGAGAGACGGGACGCCAAGCGCGUGCGUGGCUGGGUUUGGCCACAGGACGCCUGGCACCGACGAGAGGGAGGCGGAGUUCCUCGGUCCCGGACAACUCUGGAAGUAAAACAGAAGAAAUGGCACAAAUAG
Aspergillus ochraceoroseus IBT 24754 is the source of this 1944-nucleotide messenger RNA. RefSeq lists its product as uncharacterized. Lineage: Eukaryota; Fungi; Ascomycota; Eurotiomycetes; Eurotiales; Aspergillaceae. The coding region runs from base 1 to 1944 and encodes 647 amino acids. The record is from RefSeq and is a predicted model, not a curated record. The transcript has a single exon.